AUGUUUGGUAGUCACGCACGAACUAUGCCACGGAGGUUCGAUAUAUUCAGACACCCUCUGUAUCGGCAGAAUUGCCUCUAUUCCUCAGUUAAGUUUCCUCCUCCCUAUGCACACUAUCAUCGAAAGAGACGUUCCUACUUCAAACCAGCCCUUUUGUUCUUCAUUGCCGGCGCUGCGCUCUCGUACAACUAUUCUCUAUAUGAACUAGGCGAAAGAAGAUUCCCCCUACCGUUGACUAGCGACUCAAAGUCAAUAUCUCAGUUCAAUGAACGAUUGGAGUCCAGAUUACAGGCCUUGCCAAUUGUUAAGGAGUUGAGAACAGAUCCAAACUUUGUCGAAUACAGAGAUUGGAACCAUUUAGAUUCUUCUCCAACCGGCUUGUCCAAUUUCCACGGCACCUUGCGUACUCCCGGUGGUAUAUCCAUCCCCCCAUUAUCUUUCCAUUGCCAAGAGACCGGUGACGAUAUAGUCAUUGUCCAUGUGGGCCGCAGAAUGUCUGGCUAUCCGUUUUUGGUACAUGGUGGGAUGCUAGGCAUGCUGGUGGAUGAAAUAUUCAAAUCAAACUUGAUCAAGGAAUUCCCAAAUUUAACAUUCGACAAUGUUCAUACCAAAUCUCUAGAUUUGAAAUUUAAGUCUCCCACCUUUGUUAACCAGUUCCUUAUCAUAAAAUCUAACUCGGCCAAGCUGGACACUGUCAACAACGAUUACAUUGUUAAUAGCCAUAUCUCUACAACUGAUGGUAAGGUUUUGGUCCAGGCCUCUGCUGUUUUAUCGACAGACACAAAUUCAUUGACGUCUUCUGUUCCAACUAGGCCUCUCGAAAAGAAGACAAAUACUGGCUGGUUUUGGUGA
Messenger RNA from Pichia kudriavzevii, 852 nucleotides. RefSeq lists its product as uncharacterized. The record is from RefSeq and is a predicted model, not a curated record. Lineage: Eukaryota; Fungi; Ascomycota; Pichiomycetes; Pichiales; Pichiaceae. The transcript has a single exon. The coding region runs from base 1 to 852 and encodes 283 amino acids.